UUUUAGGCGGUUUUGAGGGAAACCUUUAAAUGGAGCAACAGGGCAGGUCAAAGCUGGUUUUUGAGUUAACAUUUGCUUUGACCAUUUUGUAGCUUUACUGUAACCCAAACAAAGACCUUAUACAUAUGUGUUUACAUUUACAAAAAUCAUUCAUCUUUGAUAAUUUCUGUUUGAAAUGAGUGAAGACAAUGACUCGACCGAAACAACUAUAAAAGUGAAAUUGGGUGAUGAAGACUAUCAUGACAUUGUCAUUGACUGGACAGAUGAUAGCUGUGAAUAUAAACAACAACUUUUGUUUCGAAAGCUGGCAGAGUUCACUGGAAUACCCAGUAAACACAUAUUCAACAGUUACAUUCACAAAGAGGAUUUCCCUUUCUGGUUAGAGAAUACAGAUUAUGAAUACAGAUAUGAUACAAGUCCCGUUACAAAUGAAACUCUCAUGACUAACUUUAAAGAAGGCGAUUGCUUUGCUAUUCGUACGAGAAUGUUUAUGAACGAUGAACGCGAUGAUCUUUUCUCUAUUUCUGUUGAUUUGAUUUCUUCGAGACAUUUCCAUCCAACCGAGUGUAGACACUUCUGGUGUCCACAUAAGGAUACAAGAGGUUUGCUCAAUAAGAGGAGAGAAAUGAUUUUAAACUCUGGUUUACAGGCAAAAAUCAAAGCUGCUCUUCCAGAGAGAAGGUAUUCUUUCGAAGGCGAUGAAUGGGUCAAAACUUUAGUCAAUUUCAAUAUCAGACAAUAUUAUGGUUCAUGUUGUUCUCGCAAUGUAACAAUAAAUACCAAACACACUCGCGAUUAUUUACCGCAUCGAGGAUAAGAGAUGUCGACUGGAUUGUGGUUUAGCUUUUAUUUGUAAAAUUAUUUUCACUGUU
Molecule: messenger RNA, 872 nt
Organism: Tetranychus urticae (two-spotted spider mite)
Lineage: Eukaryota; Metazoa; Arthropoda; Arachnida; Trombidiformes; Tetranychidae
Source: RefSeq, a predicted model, not a curated record